Messenger RNA from Paramecium sonneborni, 323 nucleotides. The record is from the annotation of a GenBank genome assembly. Lineage: Eukaryota; Ciliophora; Oligohymenophorea; Peniculida; Parameciidae.
AAUGAUUCCCUUCUUAAAAUCUUUAGAUUUUGCAAUAUAGUGGUGAUCAUCAUAUAUAAUAGUUUUGUUUGAUUGAAACUCUUCUAUAUAGAAAAUUUUAAAGAAGAUGUAAUAUCUGAGGAAUUCACAAUGAAUGAAAUCCAAACUUUGGCGAAGAUUAAUAAUCCAUAUAUUGAAAAAUUUAUAGAAAUGCUUAAGUUUUCUCAUAAUUUCUAUAGUGUUAAUGAAUUUUGUAAAAGUCAAACUUUAGAAGUCGUCAUUAAGGGUUAAAGGUAAAAAUGUUAUAUAAUAGUCAAAAAAUGUGAGGAUUUUGGAUUUUGAAA